AUGACCGAUUCAGCACCUGUAUCACCUUCGAGACCGAAAUCGAAUGUGCAUUCACCCAACAACAACGCGAGAUUGUCUCCGACGAGUGCAUUCGGAUAUAAUAGAUCGGCAAGAGUAUCAGAUACGAGAGGAUCAGAUAGGUCAGAAGAAGAUAAGAAAUCAGAUAGGAUGAAUGAAAAUGGAGCGGGAGCAGGAGGGGAAAGAUGGGGAUCGAGAUUCGCACCUGGACCUGGAUGGAGAGUUGGAUUUGAUAGUUCAAAUGAAAGAGGUGGACAAGAUGAGGAUGCAGUGGCGGACUCGCCGUUAUCGAGAUCAAUGUCAUCAAGACAAGUAUCGGAAGAAAGGGAUGAAUUGGAAGGAUCAGAAAAUGGAGAACGUAGACAGUCGCAGAAUGAGGGUAUCGAUUCUCCCUCUUUGAAUGGGUCUGGGAACGAUAGGAAUAAAAGAAAGAUUACCAGAAGUACCACUAGGAAGAUUAAGGAAGAGUUAGACGAUGCUCCUCCUUCUGCUAAAAAGAGGAAACCCUUAGCACCUGCACACGCAUCCCCUCUACCGUCACCUCCCCCCACGACCGUCAGAGCCGCUCAUCCACCAGCAGGUACUUGUCCAGGAGAUGGAAGAUGUAAUGGAGCAGGUGGCAAAGCAGGGUGUGAAGGUUGUCCCACAUUCAACAACUCCAUCGCCUCUGGACUGGUCAGCGCUUCCGGAUCAGGUCCAAGUGAAGGUGUGGAACAGGCUACACCUCGUCCUCCAGUAUCGGAUCGACCUAAUCUUGAUCGUCUAAAUCCAUGGGGAUUAGGUUUCAUGGGUGGGAUCGGUAUGGGUGCGAGAACGCUUUCGACUUCUAGCGAACAUAGAGGUUCACCCGCUGGUCCUUCAAGUACCAUGAGUAGAACUGGCUCAGAAGGAGGUUCCAGAGCCGAGCAUUCGCCCAUGUCUGAUGAUGAUGGUAAAGAUGGCGAAUUUCCACUUAAUGGUCUUGCUGCGACACCGAUUGGGAUGACUUGCAGGAAUUGUGGAACUAGUACUACGCCGCUUUGGAGAAGAGACGAGGAAGGUAGGCCUCAAUGUAAUGCUUGUGGGCUGUAUCACAAAUUACACGGCGUACCUCGCCCAGUCGCUAUGAAGAAGAGUAUCAUCAAGCGAAGAAAGAGAGUACCAGCAGUUGGUGCUCAGCCUGGCAGUCGAGAUGGUUCUGCAGGCACUGAGAUAGCCCCUUCCACACCUACCACUGCCAUGCCGAACGUGGUAGCUCCCCCACCUCACGUCGCACCACCACCUGAGAACGAGAAGUCCCAUCCGUCCCCUCCUUUCACACAUCGAGCUCCUCCACAUGCCGAGCACAGAAUGGGGCUCAACCCACUGGACCCGUACGGUCUUGCUAGAAGGAAUCUCGUCAAACCGCAGACGGCCACUAUGACGUCCGGCACUCCCGGAGACAGGAAGAAGCCAUGGUGGAUCGACGGUGCGAGGGACAAGGAGAAAGAUGAAAAGGAGCGAGAAGCUAGAGAAGCCAAAGAGCGUGAAGGUGUGAGUUGA
Kwoniella botswanensis is the source of this 1539-nucleotide messenger RNA. RefSeq lists its product as uncharacterized. The record is from RefSeq and is a predicted model, not a curated record. Gene Ontology annotation, biological process: positive regulation of transcription by RNA polymerase II; negative regulation of transcription by RNA polymerase II. Lineage: Eukaryota; Fungi; Basidiomycota; Tremellomycetes; Tremellales; Cryptococcaceae. Gene Ontology annotation, molecular function: DNA-binding transcription factor activity, RNA polymerase II-specific; RNA polymerase II cis-regulatory region sequence-specific DNA binding; zinc ion binding. The transcript is spliced from 3 exons. Bases 1 to 1539 code for a protein of 512 amino acids.